UCUCUUGAAAUGAAAAAUUUAUUAUACUUGGGUGAAUAUUCAUAUGCAAUGUUUCAAUAUUGUGGAUUUUGGAGACCAAUUAAUUGGAAAUCAUAUUGGAAAAUUUUUCUUUAUAGUGUCUAUUCAACAAUUUCCAUUGUUAUGUUUAUUUUAAUAAAUAUUUCUUUUUUUAUAACAAUAUUUCAAUUUCACGAUAGUCUCGAAACACAAAUACAAAGUAUUUUUUAUUCUUGCGUAUUUCUUACGGCUCUAAUUAAAUUGUCAUUGUUAUUUCGUACACGUCAAACAUUUAUUGAAUCAAAUCAAAUGUUUUUAUCAGAAAUUUGUCAACCUUGCGAUGAUGAAGAAAUUGCAAUAAUACGAGAAUGCUCUCGUAUAGGAAGACGAAACACAAUUAUUUAUUUUUUUUUCAUGCAAAUUUCGGCAUGUAUUGUGUUUCUGCCACCUUUGGCAUCAAAAAAUGUAACACUUCCGUUACCAUCAUGGCUACCAUACACUGUUGAUUCUCAUUUUUUAUUUAUUAUUACAUAUUUGCAUCAAUCAUAUGGCUGUAUAAUAAUUGCCACAAUUUCAAUUGCAAUGGAAAGUUUAGCUUUAACAAUUUCAUUGCAAAUUUGUGGACAAUUUGAUAUAAUUAUACAUCGUUUAAAUUUACUUUCUGAAUUGUGGGAAAAAAAUAAUAUUAAAUCUAAUUCAUAUGAUCAAGAAAUAAAACUCACUAAACGUUGUGCCAAACAUCAUUUUUAUGUUUAUUGUUUAGGAGAUAAUUUAAAUAAACAAUUUGGUCUUAUAAUUUUCACUCAAUUUUUUGCCUCAAUGAUUAAUCUUUGUUCUAUAAUUUAUAAUUUGUCCAAGCUAAGUCCAACCGAUAGUAUAUAUUGGUUAAUGGUUUCUUGCGUUGGCAGUUAUACACUACAAAUUUUUAUUUAUUGUUUUUAUGGUGACAAAGUAACAGAAAAGAGUGCAGAAGUAGGACAGGCAAUUUAUUUUCUCAACUGGUAUGGUUUAACAAUUAAAACGAAGAAAAAUCUUAUAACAAUAAUGAUACGAUCAACAAGGCCUAUUGAAUUGACUGGUGCAUCACUUAUCACAAUGUCAAUUGAUACUUUUAUGAAAAUUAUAAAAUCAGCAUACUCUGCAUACAAUCUACUAAAACGGCAAUACUAAAUUUAGAAAGCAUUUUUUUUUUUUAAAACAAAUUUUUAGGAAAAUAUAUAGUAAGAAAAAUUAAUGUAGAUUUAUAAGCUCAUGUUAUAUUUGUUUCUUUUUUUUAUGUAUAGAAAUUAAAAAAAUAAAUAAAAUGUGCAUAAUGAAAUAAGUAUAACAACUUUUCAAUUAUUAUAUUUAUUAGUUCAACACUCUUAA
This is a messenger RNA of Leptopilina boulardi, 1365 nucleotides long. RefSeq names its product odorant receptor 2a-like. Gene Ontology annotation, cellular component: plasma membrane. Gene Ontology annotation, molecular function: odorant binding; olfactory receptor activity. The transcript is spliced from 5 exons. Bases 10 to 1167 code for a protein of 385 amino acids. Gene Ontology annotation, biological process: detection of chemical stimulus involved in sensory perception of smell; sensory perception of smell. Lineage: Eukaryota; Metazoa; Arthropoda; Insecta; Hymenoptera; Figitidae. The record is from RefSeq and is a predicted model, not a curated record.